This is a messenger RNA of Xenia sp. Carnegie-2017, 1640 nucleotides long. RefSeq lists its product as uncharacterized. The coding region runs from base 130 to 1230 and encodes 366 amino acids. NCBI's taxonomy places the organism in Eukaryota, Metazoa, Cnidaria, Anthozoa, Malacalcyonacea, Xeniidae. The record is from RefSeq and is a predicted model, not a curated record. The transcript has 3 exons.
UUUUAUUAUCUCAUUAAACUUCACUAAACAUCAGAGUCGCCAACUGUAUGGAAGAUUCGACAACUCUGCAAAAGUAAAAAAUACAUCAUAAAGUUAACUUAACAUUGGCAGGCAAAAGUUUACGUAAUUAUGCUCUGUUGGAUUGCGGUGAUCCAACUUUUGUAUUUCCUUCCCAUUUGCUCCAGCAACUACAUCGUGGAAAUCAAAGGUCAUCUAGCAAGGAUGCAUUCUAAUUACAUUAUAAGAAACAUCAGUAGUUCCAACAUUCACCAUUGUCUGCAUAACUGUAUGGAAAAUUGCUCGUGUUUAUCAUUUCAAAUUUGUGGUACAGUUUGUCAACUACUUUCCACUACAAUAACUGAAGGAUCAUUAAAAGAAGAUGGCAUUAGUCAAUGUAAUCAUUUCACAAUGCAUAUAUCUGAUAUCAAGGAAAAUGAAAGUUGCUGCAAAGAAACCUGCCAAACAAUAAUUGAUUGUUGUCGAACGUCCAGUCAUUGCAAUAAUAGAGGAAAAUGUGAACUCAGUAAGCCAUCAAGUAGAAGACGAGCUUCAUGUAACUGUGAUGACGGAUAUGUCGGAGAUCGUUGUCAAACUAUGGCAAGAUCGUGCAGAAGUUAUCGUGGUCAACAAAACGGACAAUAUAAAAUAUUUACUUCUGACGAGCAAUUAAUUACAGUUUACUGUCAUUUUGAUGGGCAUCGCGCAUGGACACUUGUCCAAUCAUUUAGUUUGGAAAAUUCAAUAUACUACAAAAAUAAAGUUUACUACAAAAAUUUCCCCAGAAACGUAGCAAGCCCAUGUUGGAAAGACUACAGACUUUCUUUGGAGACGAUGAUUGGCAUAAAAGAAGACAAAAAUGAAAGAUGGCGCAUAACUUGCAAUUACACAAGCAUUAAUUGGAAUGUUGGAGAUCGUCUUGAGGCAACGCAUAAAAACAUUGAAUUACUGGAUGAAAAAAAGUCAAAGCAUGAUGGGAACUGUGUUCUCGCGGAAUAUGUUGAAAUUCGUGGAGCUUCGUGCAGCCGUUGCAACAUCAGCAUUUUUCAAAAGGAAAGCUGGAUUCUUCAUAUUGAUUCAACAUUCACUUCUUGUGGUCGGUUUUGGAACGGAAUUCCAUGUGAUAAUGGAUAUGGUGAGGACAAUUUUGGUAAUUACAUUUGCGUAAAUCCUAAACACAAUUGCACAUCGUCGAACAAAGCCACCACACAAUUGUGGUUUGGCAAUGAAUGAUAUAUGCAUGAAACUGUAAGUUCUUGUAUAUACAAUGUCCAAUUUGGCAAUUAUUAGCACAGAACUUUACGAAGAGAUCAUAGAAUGUUUUCAGCUAUUCCUUUAAAAUCUUUAUAUUUUUAUAAGUAAGUUAAGCAUCAAGAAAUCAAGUUAUUUAUACAAAUAAGUUUUUGACUUCUUUUGAUUCAUAUAUUCGGUACACCGCCCAAUCGAUCUGAUGAAUGGCAAUCGAAAAGAUUUGAUGAAAACAACAGUUGUAUUUAAUUAAAAAUUUUUUUCUUUGUAAAAACAUUUCAGACUUAAUUAUAAGUAACUUCUUUGCUUGUAACACACGUAAAACAUAAUUUUAAUAGCUACUGUACGUAAUUAAAAAGAUUAAUGCAAAAACGUAAGUAAAAUAUGAAGCGCAA